Molecule: messenger RNA, 1432 nt
Organism: Aricia agestis (brown argus)
Lineage: Eukaryota; Metazoa; Arthropoda; Insecta; Lepidoptera; Lycaenidae
Exons: 9
Coding region: 1-1431 (476 amino acids)
Cellular component (GO): chitin-based extracellular matrix
Molecular function (GO): structural constituent of chitin-based larval cuticle
Source: RefSeq, a predicted model, not a curated record
AUGUGUCUACACAGGUAUCUGAUGCUGCGUUUAAUUACUUGCAUUGCACUUUUGCAUUGCACGGUUGUGAACAGUCUGCCUGCAGUAAGUCCAGCUUUGAACCCGAUUGUGAAUCCGGCCUUAAAUCCGGCUCUACACCCGGUCUUGAAUCCGGCUCUAAAUCCGGCCUUAAAUCCGGCUCUACACCCGGUCUUGAAUCCGGCUCUAAAUCCGGCCUUAAACCCGGUUUUAAAUCCGGCCUUAAACCCGGUUUUAAAUCCGGCCUUAAACCCGGUUUUAAAUCCGGCCUUAAACCCGGUUUUGAAUCCGGCCUUAAACCCGGCUGUGAACCCGGUUGUUAACCCUCUGCUCAACCCUGGCUAUGCCGGCCGUAACGUCUUUGGAAAUGGAUACAGGAAUCCCUACUACAACCCUGCAAGUGCUACUGCUCCCAUCUUGAGCUACUCCAACGAAAGAGGUCCAGACGGCAGUUACUCGUAUGCUUUUACAACUGGGGACGGUAAGCAGGCUCAGGAAACCGGAUUCUUGAAAAACGCUUACAUCGAUAACACCGGAAAUCCGCAAGGAACUCAGGUGGUACAGGGAAGCUACUCCUACAUCUCGCCGGAAGGUACUCCGAUACAAGUCAGCUAUGUUGCCGAUGAGAAUGGAUUCAGACCAUCUGGAGUUCAUAUUCCCGCAAACGGCAAAGGAACACUCCCACUACCGGUUGCCGCUGGCGUCCGGCCGGGCCAAUACAACCCUCUCUACAACGGUCUAAACGGGGCUUACAACGGCCUACAUGGGGCUCACAAUGGCCUGCCCAACGGACGGCCUUUUAAUGGCCCCCACCGUGGCUACAACAACCUCUACAACCCAGUGGGACCGUACAACCCAGCUCCUUUCAGCAAGCCUAUCAUCGACCCUAAGAAGUAUAAAUACCUGGGAACAGUCCCGGCUUCGGCACUCUCCUUUUCGCCUGUACCAGUUUUGAUACUCAUAAUGCAGUUCAUCACCUUCUUUCUGAUGGUGGCCUACGUUGCUGGGGCGGACCUCAACAACCCUCGGUUCCUGUACCAGCCGCAGCAGCAGCAGCAGUCAACAGAGCCCGUGCCCAUCAUCAGCCAAGAGCAGGUCAUCAACCCUGAUGGAUCCUAUAAAUAUAGUUAUGAAACCGGCAACGGAAUAUCCGCUGAAGAGGCUGGUUACUUAAGGAACCUCGGGAUACCUGACCAGGAGGCACAGGUCGCGCAGGGAGAAUAUAAGUACACCGCUCCUGAUGGACAGGUCAUCCAACUACAGUACAUAGCCGACGAGAAUGGAUUUCAGCCUCAGGGCGCCCACUUGCCCACACCGCCGCCCGUGCCGGAGGAGAUACAGCGCGCCCUCGCCUACCUCGCCACACUUCCCCCACCCACUGACAGGGAGGCUAGCUAUUAUAGAAGUAAAUAGA